This is a messenger RNA of Suillus paluster, 909 nucleotides long. RefSeq lists its product as uncharacterized. The record is from RefSeq and is a predicted model, not a curated record. The transcript is spliced from 12 exons. NCBI's taxonomy places the organism in Eukaryota, Fungi, Basidiomycota, Agaricomycetes, Boletales, Suillaceae. Bases 1 to 909 code for a protein of 302 amino acids.
AUGACCUUUAUCUCAGAUGAUCCUAGUUGGUGGCCAUUCAUUAAUGGAACCCGUCUCGCCAGCUAUUUCAUAGUUGCCGCCACUGCUGGGAUCGUGUAUGAUUGGGCACUAUCAUUCGGACAAGAGGUUGAACUCAUCUGGAGGCAACACUGGUCCCUGAUGACUGUUCUGUAUCUCAGUGUGCGCUACUUUGGAAUAAUAUAUGCUGUCAUCAACAUGUACCGCUACGUGAUGUUCAACACAAUCAAUUGGGUGGCUGUGGCCAUAGAAGUAUUUCUGUGCGUUAUCAUGAUCACUCGGCUAUAUGCCAUGUAUCAGAAAUCCAGAACGGUGCUGAUAUUUCUCGUCGCCAUCUUCCUGGCUUUACUCGUCGCCGCUAUUUCGAUGCCCGCAAUAUCAAUGAGGGGUGGUUCAGGGGAGGAAUUCGUUCUCUCCGGAACCUAUCAAUGCAGUAUUCAGACUGAGGGAGAUGGCAUACUUCGACAUUCGAUAGCUUGGAUACUGGUCAUUGUAUGGGAAGUCCUCACAGUGUGUCUCGCAGUCCGGAUUGCUGUAAAACACUUCUGUGAACUGCGACGACAAUCGGCAGGAGGGUUUAUCGGGGACUGUUUCACAGUUUUAAUAAAAACUCAUCUGGUUUACUUUGCGAGCUAUCUUAGUACUUCUUGCUUCGAGAUCGGUUUCAUGUCCCCAGCACUUGCGGACUUAUCUUCGGGAACUGGGAUUUAUGGUGGUUUUACUGAAAUCUUCUUGCUCAUGCAUAUGUGUGUGCUUGGGCCACGCCUGAUCCUUAGCGUUCGACAAUAUCACGCUAAGCUCGUGACCGACUCCGAUGCAGCAAGCACCAUGACUUCAAUUGUUUUUGAGCGCAUGCAUGUGUCAACUAGCAUCGGUGUGCAACAGACAUAA